Ustilaginoidea virens is the source of this 1710-nucleotide messenger RNA. RefSeq lists its product as uncharacterized. The transcript has 5 exons. The record is from RefSeq and is a predicted model, not a curated record. NCBI's taxonomy places the organism in Eukaryota, Fungi, Ascomycota, Sordariomycetes, Hypocreales, Clavicipitaceae. The coding region runs from base 1 to 1710 and encodes 569 amino acids.
AUGGCCACGGCAAGGGAAGCCCGCGCGGGCCGUCUCAACGAACGCCUUCGAGGCGCGCAACGUGCCAAUGUUGGAGACGACGAGACUUUCAACCUGGAUCUCGGCGCCAUGACCAUGCUCCAAGCGAGUGUCCAAAGCUCCAGCUCCCCAACAGCAACGUCAUCACGACGGCCGCAAGCCCGGAACUCAACCCCCGUACCCCAUCCAACCGUCGACGGGGACCAAAGGGCUCCCCCGUCAGGGAAUGCAGCCGUAGCAGGAGAAGAUGAGCUGAGCAGCGAGGCAUUCCUCCCUGGGGAGAUGAUGCCGCGAGAGAAGACUCCCAGCGUCGCCGAGUCGGGAAUGUUUAUAACGCAAGACGAGCCUGAGCCGCCAUCUCAACCUUCAAGCGCGCCGCCAUACCCACCAAGACGGGAAGCAAGGGCGCUGACUGAAGAAGUCACCGAGAGCCCAGCAGCAAAGCCAGGAAGCGGACGAAGACGGCCCAUCCCCACCAACACAUCCGACGCCGCCGCUUCGAGAAACCGAUCCAUCCCAAGCUCUGAGCCGCCCUCGUCGCCGACACUGAAUAAAGGUCGUCGCAGCAACGUCUUUGUUCGUCCCGCCCAGCCACCUCUGCCACCUGUGCGAGAAGGUCGCCACGAAAACACACCCCCCGACGCUGACCGAAACCAACCGCGACGGCCAACUGAAAGCGACCGAGAGCCUGAAUAUGAUGAGCCCUCGGACGAAGAAGCAGUAGAUCUUGGCGCCAAAGAUGCCGCCAAGAUCAUUGGCCCAAAACGGCCGAGGCCCAGCCCGACCUCCCCAGAGCUGGGGUCUGAAGACUCGGACAUGACGGAAGAACACACAACCACCACCAUCAUCACCACCACCACCACCACCACAGACUCGGUACCAGAUCGGAAACGAAAAAGCAGCCCCGCCACACAGAGACGGCCGACGAAAAAAGCCAAGACGCACGAGUCCGGCUCCAAGAAGCAGCGCUACAGCUCCAGCAGCGAUCAAAACGACGACGCGGCCGUCGAAAUCACCGUGCAGCGCUUGGUCAAUAACUUUCCCCGAGACCCAAACGACCAAGAUGACCUACAGCCGGAAAUUCCUUUUGCCAACAGGGGAGGGGAAACGGUCGUGGAUGUCUUUGCUCAGGUCUGCGAGGAAGUCAUUUCUUCGACGCUUACGCAGCUGCAGCAGCUCGGGCAGCAAACUACUGACCCGGAGAAGAAGAAGGAGUGUCGAAUCAAGAUGCGCGCAAUCGCGGCGUAUAGGGAGGAGCUGAACUCUCGGCUGCUGCAGCAUGCAAUUCAUUUGAAUCACUGGCAUUCGCUACGACGACGGCUCCGUCAUGUCCAAAAGGAGAAACUCGGAUUGCGGGACGAGAUUAUCCGCUUAAAGGGGGAGCGGGAACAGGUUGCCUUGCGGAUGGAUGCCAUUCGCAUCAAAUACGAGGCGGAUAGCAAGGAAUCCACAGCUCGACUCCAUGCUUCUGCUCUUUUGCACGAUAUUGACUUGGCUGUGGCAAAGGGCCGCGAAGCACCCGAGAUGUCUGAAGCAGAUGAGAAACUAGCUGAACUGCGGAACCUCGACAUCCAACUAGCGCAAAUAUCAGAUCUUGUCAGCUCGUCAAGUUCAACAGGUGGACUGCUCCAACAAGUCCGGGACUUCAACGCGUUUCUGGAACGAGCGGCCAACGCUCUUGAAUCAAGAUGA